AUGCCAGAUCGUCAAUUCAACCUCACUGUCCUAAUCUCAGGCAAUGGCUCAAACCUCCAAGCCCUCAUUGACGCAUGUGCAUCCGGCGCCCUCCCUAACACGCGCAUAACACAUGUUAUAUCAAAUCGCAAAGCAGCAUACGGUCUCGAACGCGCCAACAAAGCCUCGAUACCAACAACCUAUCACAAUCUCGUUUCCUACAAAAAGAAACACACAGACGACAAGGCCCGCGAGGAGUACGACGGCGAUCUUGCAAAAAUCAUUCUACAUGGGCAACACCCACGCCCUGACCUUAUCGUUUGCGCAGGUUGGAUGCACAUCGUCACCACUGCCUUCCUUUCACCCAUUGCCGAAGCCGGUAUCAAGAUAAUAAACCUACAUCCCGCUCUACCGGGGGAGUUUGCUGGUGCGAAAGCAAUCGAGCGUGCGUGGACGGCGGGUAAAGAGGACGGGUUGAAGAGAACUGGCGUUAUGAUACAUGAGGUCAUUGCGGAAGUUGAUGCUGGAGACGCGAUCGUUACACAAGAGGUAGAAUUGAAAGAGGGAGAGACACUGGAUGGUUUAGAGGAGAGGAUUCAUGCGGUUGAGCACGGGUUGAUUGUUGAGGGAACAAGAAGGGUGCUUGGGGGUUUGGGGAACAAAUCAUGA
Molecule: messenger RNA, 648 nt
Organism: Alternaria arborescens
Lineage: Eukaryota; Fungi; Ascomycota; Dothideomycetes; Pleosporales; Pleosporaceae
Exons: 2
Coding region: 1-648 (215 amino acids)
Biological process (GO): 'de novo' IMP biosynthetic process
Cellular component (GO): cytoplasm
Molecular function (GO): phosphoribosylglycinamide formyltransferase activity
Source: RefSeq, a predicted model, not a curated record